This is a messenger RNA of Anopheles aquasalis, 1996 nucleotides long. It is a transcript of the gene Pal1, whose product is annotated as Peptidyl-alpha-hydroxyglycine-alpha-amidating lyase 1. Gene Ontology annotation, molecular function: protein binding; catalytic activity. Gene Ontology annotation, biological process: peptide metabolic process. NCBI's taxonomy places the organism in Eukaryota, Metazoa, Arthropoda, Insecta, Diptera, Culicidae. The record is from RefSeq and is a predicted model, not a curated record. Gene Ontology annotation, cellular component: membrane; extracellular region.
GGGAGCUCACUUGCGACGAUUCCGUGGAAAUUCGGCCACUCGAUGCUGCGAGUUUUCGUGGAAAACGUAAAGAAUCUGCUGACGACGAAAGUUCUGAGUCAGAGGUUUUAUGAACGCAACAUAAAGGGUGAAUGUUUUGUUCACUGCCGUGUGAUGUGUACGAGGCCUUAAGCAAACUUGUUCGACGUGGGCGCAGCGGACGUGUUUCGGAAUUUUCUGAUUAAACACGAGAUUUUUGAGUAAAUAAAGCAUUCCAAAACCCGGUAAGGAACGGUUUUAUUAAGUGAAAAUGCAACUACUUACGCCCGUUGUGCGGAAUUGAAGAACGGGUUGUUUUCCUGAGGCUGAUUGAUAAGGCAGCGAUAAGUUAGUGAACAUGCGUACUCCUUCCAUCAUGUUCCGCCGGUCCAUCGAUCUUCAUUUAUCGCUAUCGGUCCUGUGGUUUGGAUUCUACUACUUGGCCGUUGUUGCAGCUCGGCUCAACCUGCCGGAUAACGGUACCGAUUCACGGUUGAGCGAUCAUGAGUUCACCUACGUUUCCAGCUGGCCUAUAGUGGAUCGUAAGCUGGGAUCCGUCUCAGCUGUGGCCAUUAACGGGGACGGCAAUGUGGUAAUUUUGCACAGAGGAUCACACGUUUGGAAUAUUGCGACGUUCGAUGUGAAGAACAACUAUCUAAACGCAACAGGAGGUCCCAUCGCCGAACGGACCGUACUAACGUUCGAUCAUAGCAGCGGCAAGUUACUGAACGAGUGGGGAGAAGAUUUGUUCUAUAUGCCCCACGGACUGACGAUCGAUCAUGAGCAAAACUACUGGAUCACGGAUGUGGCUCUGCAUCAGGUGUUAAAGUUUAACGUGAAUCAGUCAACGAAAGCACCCGUGCUGACGCUGGGACAACGGUUUGAACCCGGGAAUGAUUUCUCCCAUUUCUGCAAACCUACAUCGGUGGCCGUACUACCUAGUGGAGAGUUUUUCGUCGCCGAUGGCUACUGUAACGGACGAGUUAUCAAGUAUACGGCGGAAGGAGUACCGAUACUGUCCUGGGGGCGCAAUUCGUUCAUUUUGACCCGUACCUUCAAUCUGCCCCCUGGACCAGUUCCGACUAGUUUCUUCGCUAUACCACAUGCUCUUACUUUAGUCCCUAAGCAGGAUUUAGUUUGUGUGGCCGACCGGGAGCAGGGUCGUGUUCAGUGUUUCCACACAGCGAACGGUACCUUUCAUUCACAGUUCAGUAGCGAUGAGAUCGGAACACGGUUGUUCAGCGUAAAGUACAUCGAGUACGAUGGAUCGGACCUUCUGUACAUCAUUAAUGGGCCGCAAUUCACCAUCGAUUCUAAACCGAUAGUGGGAUUCAUCUUCGAAAUGCUUGCCAACCGUGUAGUGGGACAUUUUCGCCCAGAGAAUGCUCUGCAUGCGUUCAGCAAUCCACACGAGCUUGCCGUAUCGGACGAUGGAGCGGAGGUGUAUGUCGCAGAAUUGAAUCCUCAAAUGGUGCACAAAUUCCGGAGAGUCACGCGCCAUACUGAAGAUGUUCGGUCUUCAACCGUGCUCAAGCAACCUCCUGAAGAGCUUCCAACAGCUGCCCCAAAGAAAAUGGAGGAUGCUGUACAGAUGAGGCCGAUAAAUAUGAAGGAUAGUAGUGAUAGUCGUGCUCUUACGAUUGGCACAAUUGAAAUAUUUUCCAUCGUCAGCACUUUACUCGCAACUGCGUUCCUAGUACUGUUGAUGUCUCGCAUAUUUUGCUUCCGUCCUAGUACUGGUGCGUCGGAUCGAACCGAUCAGUUCACUCUGGUGGGCUUGCAGGACCGAGACGACGAUAUCUAGACGUUUAACAUUCCAGCACACUGCAAUAUCAACAACUGAUCUGUGAUCUCAACAGACCGUAAGAGGGCCUUAUAACUUAUUGAUCAUUCCUUCCAACGCGAGAGAUAUUUUAUAAAGCAAAACGUCCGUUUAUAUUUAAAUAUACAAUGCUGGAAGCACGAAAUAAUACCACAA